Messenger RNA from Tilletiopsis washingtonensis, 1594 nucleotides. RefSeq names its product Mo25-like protein. The transcript has 9 exons. Lineage: Eukaryota; Fungi; Basidiomycota; Exobasidiomycetes; Entylomatales. Bases 413 to 1300 code for a protein of 295 amino acids. Gene Ontology annotation, biological process: intracellular signal transduction. The record is from RefSeq and is a predicted model, not a curated record. Gene Ontology annotation, molecular function: protein serine/threonine kinase activator activity.
CAGCAGCAUGAACUUCAUCUUCAAGUCGAAGCAGCGCACGCCCGGCGAGCUCGUCCGCAACGUGCGCGACGCCGUCGCGCGCCUGGAGGCUGCGGGCGGCGCGAGCGGCAAUGCGGGCAGCGCCGAGGGACGGAGAAAGGUGAGUGGGGUUUUGGCAUUCUGGGCUUGCGCGAGACGAUGGGAGUAGAGGGCGAAGAUGGAAGCGGGCACAACUGCGUCGCAGCGAUGCUGCAGGCUCACGCCAGAUUGGAUGCAAGCACGUCCAGGCCUGAUUUGGCGAGGAGACGCCAGAGCAUUGAGCUGGGCCACUGUCAAUCGAGGGCGGCUGAGAGGCGUCGCAAAACUGACGCCUGCUCGUCUUGUGUUCUCCCUCUAUCUCUCUCUCCUGCAGGCAGGCGAGGAAGUGUCGAAGAUGCUCUUCCAGAUGAAGGCCAUUCUGUAUGGCGAUGGCGAGGCAGAGCCGCAGCCCGAACAGGUGGCACAGCUGGCGCAAGAGGUGUACAACAAUGACGUCCUGCAGCUGCUCGUCGCCAACAUCUGGCGCUUUGAGUUUGAGGCAAAGAAGGACGUCUCGCAGAUCUUCAACAAUCUCCUGCGUCGCCAGAUUGGCGCGCGCUGGCCGACGGUGGAGUACCUCGCCACCAAGCCGGAGGUGCUCUUCACUGCGCUCAAGGGGUACGAAAACCCAGAUGUGGCGCUCAACACGGGCAUGAUUCUGCGCGAGAUGCUGCGGCACGAAGUGCUGGCAAAGGCCUUGCUGUACUCCGAUCGCUUCUAUACGUUCCCAGAUCACAUUGAAAAGACGACGUUUGGCGUGUCGUGCGAUGCAUUUGCCAACUUCAAGGAGACGUUGACGAAGCACAAGCCGAUGGUCGCCGAGUAUCUGGAGAAGAACUACGACAAGUUCUUCGCCAUGUACCAAGGCCUGCUGCACUCGCCCAAUUACGUGACGAAGCGGCAGUCGCUCAAGCUGCUCGGCGAGAUUCUGCUCGACCGCACAAACUUCAACGUCAUGACGCGCUACAUUUCGAGCGAGGAGAAUCUCAAGGACAUGAUGAACCUGCUCAAGGACAAGAGCAAGAACAUCCAGUUUGAGGCGUUCCACGUGUUCAAGGUUUUCGUCGCCAACCCGAAGAAGCCGCCGGUGAUCGAGAACAUCCUGCGGCGCAACCGCGAGCGCCUGGUGCAGUUCCUCACCAACUUCCACAACGACAAGGACGACGAGCAGUUUGUCGAUGAGAAGCAGUACGUGCUGCAGAUCAUCGAAUCGACGGGCCAACCAAAGACGGCUGCUGCAUGAGCUGCCGUGCGCUCUUUGCUCUACUAUGGCGAGCCCACUCCGCCUUGACUGACGGCUAGCCCCGUCUUCCACACCCUCUCUGCAUCGCUCUUACCGCUUCCCGGGAUACCGACGCGCGUGCCUCUCCUCUUCUUCGUUAGAAGGAAGCGCCGGCGGCGUGCGCCAAGCCCCCUCUAUUUCGUCCUCUCGCCGUCCUGAUCGUGGCUCCCGCGCUCUCGUGUCCCAGCAUGUUCUCUCUUUCCUCUGACGUCGCGAGCCAAUCACACACUCUCACUCACUGCUGCUGCGCGGGGG